UCUUUGCGCCUGCGCAGAAGGCAGCGUUGCUCUCUGGCUCGCAGAGUGUGAAGGGGUCGAGGCAGAUGCUGCUCUGAAGGACGACUGAAGGGAGGAGGAGGAGGAGGAGAAGGAAAAGGGGAGGCGAGGAGAAAGAGGGCUGCGGCCUUCUCUGGCUUCGCGCCAUGACGGCGAACGAGGACCAAGAGAUGGAGCUAGAAGCCUUGCGGUCGAUUUAUGAAGGUGAUGAGUGUUUCAGGGAACUUAGCCCAAUAUCAUUUCAAUAUAGGAUAGGUGAAAAUGGAGACACUAAAGCCUUCCUGAUAGAAAUAUCAUGGCCAGAAACAUACCCCCAAGCAGCUCCAGUAAUAUCUAUGGAUGCAUUCUUCAACAAUGCCAUAUCCCCAGCUGUGAAGCAAAGUAUAUUAAAUAAAUUAAUGGAAGAAGUGGAAGUUAACCUUGGGACCUCUAUGACAUACACCAUUUUUGAAUAUGCCAAAGAUAAUAAAGAAUUAUUUAUGGAAAAUCAACCUGCCCUUACUGUGACAGCAUUGAACAAUUGCAUCCCAACUGGACAUUCUGAUGUUGUUCAACCCAGUAAGAAAAAAGAAAAAAAAGAACAAUUAACAAAAACACAAAAACGCAAGCUAGCAGAUAAAACAGAUUCCAAAGGGGAACUUCCUCGAGGAUGGAAUUGGGUUGAUGUUAUCAAGGUAAUAUAGAUCACGCUUUAAGUGCAUUACAUGUGUGUAGUUUCAGGAGAUUUUAGCAGUAUCUAACCCCUUUCUCUCUCUUUCCUUAUAUUUUGGACACAAACAACAUCUGGAUUAUCUCCUUGCGUUUAAAUAGCAUCUAAGCAAAACAGGCUCCAAGGAUGAUGAAUAAGAAGACUGAUAUAGGAAAAUGUAAACUUUUAUUACAGUGCAGUCAACUACCUUUGGCUCUUUUUUCACUUUUUAUAAAACGAUAGUUCCUCAUAUGCUUAAAUGUGUAAAGGUGUAUUGAAUGACGGGGAUAUUUUCCUAGUCUAUAUUACUUCAUAACACAUAUUUGCCUUUUAGAAAAGUAUGCUGAAGCUGGUAUCAUUCUCACUGACACUUAAUAUUUAUACCAAUUCACUAGCUGUUCUAAACUGUGAAUACAUUCGAUUAUGAAAUAUCAGAAGUAGACAUGAAGAAUGUUUGUCUUGUUAGAUGUUGUUGGACUACAGCUCCCAUUUUCCCUUGCCUUGGUUAGGGCUGAUGGGAGUUUCAUUGUAACAAUAUCUGGAGGAUACAUGCUUCUCAUCUCUGAUCAAGAACAUAGUUAAUUUCGAACUCCUCCUAAAAAGUCCAGGACUUUUAAUAGCUACUGUUUUUAUUGUGUCCUCAGGUUUACCUUUAAGCUCUCAAGAAGUAAUUCCCAAAUUUGGCUCCUUAGAUAUUGUUGGGAACUGAAAUCCAACUUCUGGAAAUCCAAAUUUGGGAGCCACUAAUUCAAAGGAUUAGCAGUUGGUAUUAUUUAAUUUUUGCUCAAUUAUAUCUGUAUGUUUUCAAAUACUAUUGAUUACUUAUUUAUCCAUUUGGUUACGCCACCAAGGUGUGAGUGUUUUCUUGAGCUAUCAUUACAAAAAGCUCAAAGUAGCUUGAGCCACUAUAUUUUAAAAAAAUGUGUUUUCCCCUGGAUCCUAGAAUGAGAUCACAUAGUUUCCCUUCUGUAAUAUUGUCAUACUCUGAUAGACAUCACUAGUGACAUAGAAAACACUAGACACUAAAAGUAACAGGUAUGUUUACAUCCAUGAUUUUGGCAAGUCUGCUACUAUACCAUUAUUGACAAUAAUGUGCAGCAAUGCCCCCCCCCCCAUCCUACCCCCCAAACUAUUGCAUUGUUUUCAGGGGCAAUCAGCUUGUGUCAAAGAAUGAGUGUUUUCUUGUUCAACUGAACACACUGUAUUACACAGGCAGAUGCCACAUUGUGCUCUAGGCUUCUCUUUGGCCAAUGAUCAAGUUAUCUUGCGAUUUAUAGAGCAGCAAGGAUAUAAUAUUGAACUUUCUAUCAGGUAAAUUAAAAGGGAAGAAAAAAAUACUAUCCUAUUGACAUAACCCAUAGGCAGCUCAUGCAUAAACCAAUAAGCAACAAGUAGGCAUGCUCUUAAGUAGACAAGAAAAAUGUCUGAUGUGUGAUCAGCAAUCACACGCUUGUCAGAAUAUCCCAUAUGAUCUGUAUAUAAGGUGUUUCAAAAUAAUGUACCCAAUUUCUUAUUAUACCGCUUUGAAACUGGAUCCAUCAUUUUGAAACACUAUUUGUCUCUAUACAUAGAGUAACAUUAUGAGUGGAGGAUGGACAGUGCUAGCGACACUAUCCAUCCUCCACAUUACAAUAAGACAUUACAAUGAUGACCUCGUUGUGGACAGUACUAAUACAUUACUGGGUUGGAGGACUACAAUAGAAGUCCAAAGAUGGGGGCUUGAGUGUCACCCUAUAAAGCUACAAGAUUUGCGACUUCCUACAAGCAAAUAUCCACAGAUAUAUAAACCCUACUUGCCUAGUUUCCAACACACCUCACAAUCUCUGAGGAUGCUUGCCAUAGAUGUGGGUGAAACGUCAGGAGAUAAUGCUUCUGGAACAUAGCCAUACAGCCUAGAAAUCUCAAGCAAUUCAAAUAUUAGUUUGGAUUAAAAAGAAAGAGAGAAUAGAACUGCAUUUUGAACUUCCCAUAGUAGACUCUGAGGACCUCAUUGCACUUGUGUUUUAAAGAGUAGGUAAAGCAUGUGAGCCGCUUUCAAUCCUGUGCCUGCCUCCUGCAGAAAUCAGGGGUUUUUAGUUUGAGGUGGGGCCUUUGAAAUUCUCACCCAGAGAAGUUCUUCUAACUUAACUAUAAACCCCAGAAUUCUGCAACAGGCAGAACUCUUUAAAACACCAGUGUGAUGAAGUCAAGACACUAUAAACACAUAGCCACAGAGGUAAGCAAAUGAAAGUCUCACGAUGUAGCCUAGCAUGACACAACCCUUUGUGUAAAAUUAAGUCUAAACUUCAAUUCCAGAUAAAAUUGUCUUGUGGAAAAGGCUAGAAAAGUUAUAAACAAAGGGAAACAAGUAUGGUUCAUAAAACAAUGCCAAAUUUACUUAUUUCUUUAUUGCAGAAUGUGCAUCUUUCUCUUGAUCCAUUGAUUCCAAUUAUUUACUAUGUCUGCAGCCAUUCUCCAUACAUCUUCUGUUUUAUUUCUUGGCUUAUUACCAAACUACACUAACUAGAGGGGACAGGAGGACAGUGAACUAGUUUGGAUAAAACCUAUUUUUGCAAGUCGGAGUGGUAUCAGACACUAAGCUGUUGUUAAAUUAUGGGGAAGGAGCUUUAAAAACCUCAUAAAUGACUGUCACAGAUCAAUCCAGGUACGGUCUCUUGUAGGUAUAGAUACAUGAUCCAGUCUAUCCUCAGAGUCUGAAAAUAGCCCACUACCUGGACACUCUGGAUUAAGAUCAGGGAAUCUUGCAAGUUAUUGUUUUCAUUCGUGUGUUUCUAAACACGAAUGUCAUAUAUAAUAGGACUUAAAAAAUAGAGAGCAUUAACACCUAUUUAAUAGCUAAAAAAUGCCAUAUAUUUCAUGGACUACAGGUCACAAUGCUAACUAGGAAGAAAAUUCUAUUUGAAAAAAUCUGUGAUGAAGAUGUUACUAUCACAUCAAAACACCUUCUGUAUUGAAAAUGUUUGGGGAUUUUUUUUCCUCAAAAGGGAACUAGAUCUUGGUGCUGCUUUUCAUUCAGUUUCCAUUAUUUUCUUCCCAUGGAGAUAUAGGAAUUGCCCUUCGUUUUCUUGUAUUGUUAAUGGAUAAAGAGAUGGAGGGAAACAGUCCACUGAAAGUACAGAUUAGUCUUAUUUGGAUGUGCUGUCUUGUAUCUGAAAGUUCUCUUUACCGGAUAAAUAGUAACAUAACAUAAGAUGCCUUAAUGCCAUCUAUUUUUUAUUGUUGGACAGAGGAGUUUAAAUAAAUAUAUUUAUCUUC
Molecule: messenger RNA, 3961 nt
Organism: Anolis carolinensis (green anole)
Lineage: Eukaryota; Metazoa; Chordata; Lepidosauria; Squamata; Anolidae
Gene: rwdd4
Product: RWD domain containing 4
Exons: 7
Coding region: 165-701 (178 amino acids)
Molecular function (GO): protein binding
Source: RefSeq, a predicted model, not a curated record